ACCCGAAGACGUUUUUUCUCCGGGCCGUGGUCUCCUCUCCGGGCAGCGGCGCAGGCUGCACAUGCGCGGUAGCUGCGGUUCUCGCUGGUUAGAAAGGACAGGUGGACAAGCAUCACUUUCCAGAGAAGAUGACUUUUAAGAGUUUUGAAGAUUCUAAAACUUGUGUACCUCCAGACAUCAAUAUGGAUGAAGAUUUUGUAGAGGAAAAGAAUAGAUUAAAAACAUUUGCUAAUUUUCCAAGUAGUAGCCCUGUUUCAGCAUCAGCACUGGCACGAGCAGGUUUCCUCUAUACGGGUGAAGGAGAUACCGUACAGUGCUUCAGCUGUCAUGUAGCUGUAGAUAGAUGGCAGUUUGGAGACUCAGCAGUUGGAAGACAUAGAAAAGUAUCCCCAAACUGCAGAUUCAUUAAUGGUUUUUAUUUUGAAAAGCAUGCUACGCAGUUUUCAAGUCCCAUUAUCCAAAACUGUCAGUACAGAGUUGAAAAUUGUUCAAGGAAUAUAAAUCAUUUUGCUUUGGAGAGACCCCCUGACACUUAUGGGGAGUAUCUUUUGAGAAGAGGGCAGGUUGUUGAUAUGUCAGAUACCAUAUACCCAAGGAACCCUUCCAUGUGCAGUGAAGAAGCUAGACUGAGAUCUUUUCAGAACUGGCCAGACUAUGCUCACCUUACCCCGCAGGAGUUAGCGAGUGCUGGCCUGUAUUACAUGGGCAUUGAGGAUCAAGUGCAGUGCUUUUGUUGUGGGGGCAAGUUAAAGAAUUGGGAACCUUGUGAUCGGGCAAUGUCGGAACACAAGAGGCAUUUCCCUAAGUGUUUUUUUGUUUUGGGACGGGAUGUUGGUAAUACUCGAAUUGAAACGGAUCUUAGUUGUGAUAGGAGUUAUCCAAACCCUACCCAUCUCCCAAGGAAUCCAGCCAUGGCAGAGUAUGAAGCACGACUCAUUUCCUUUGCGACAUGGAUUUACUCAGUUAACAAGGAGCAGCUUGCAGAAGCUGGAUUUUAUGCUUUAGGUGACCGUGAUAAAGUAGCAUGCUUUCAUUGUGGAGGUGGACUUACUGAUUGGAAACCCAAUGAAGACCCUUGGGAGCAACAUGCUAAGUGGUAUCCAGGAUGUAAAUAUCUUUUAGAAGAGAAGGGCCAGGAGUAUGUCAACAAUAUUCAUUUAGUGUAUCCACUUGACAAUUCUGUGGUAGAAUCUGCCAAAAAAACUUCAUCAGUAACUAAAGAAAUUGAUGAUAGUGUGUUACAAAAUCCUUUGGUACAAGAUGCAAUACGAAUGGGUUUCAGUUUUCAUGAGAUUAAGAAAAUUAUGGGAGAAAAGAUAAAAUCGUCUGGAAACAACUAUAAAUCACUUGAGGUUCUCGUAGCAGAUCUCGUGAGUGCUCAGAAAGAAAAUACACAAGAAGGAGAAUCAAGUCCAACCUCAUCGCAGAAAGAGAUUAGUACUGAAGAACAGCUCAGGCGUUUGCAAGAAGAAAAGUUGUGUAAGAUCUGCAUGGAUGAGAAUAUCGCUGUCGUUUUCAUCCCUUGUGGACAUCUGGUUACUUGUCAACUGUGUGCUGAAGCAAUUGACAAAUGUCCGAUGUGUUACACUGUCAUUACUUUCAAGCAAAAAAUUUUUAUGUCGUGAUUGCAUCAGUCUAGUUGUCCUAUUCGCUUGACUAUGUGAUAUGAAGCCCACUGGAGUGGCUUUGGACGAAAUGUGAAGGAAGAAAUAAUACCCGCAAUGAUAACUUUUCCUAAAAACCGAACAGGUUUAUUCCUUGAAAUGUCUUUGAAACCUUAGUGUAGUAUCUUUCUCCUUUGUUUUCUUAUUUCACAGUAAGCAGUAGUGUAAGAAGCUAUCCCCAAACUGACCAAAGUGUCUGCUUCUAGGUGUGCUACUUCCUAUUGACUUGACUGUGUGACAUAAAGCCAUUUGAGUGGCUUUUGAUGAUAUCUGAAGGAAGAAAUAAUGCAGACAAUGAUAACUUUUCCUAAAAACUGAACAGGUUCAUCCCUUGAAAUGUCUUUGAAGCCUUAGCAUAUCAUCUUUAUCAUUUGUUUUCUAUUUCACAGUAAUCAGUAGAGUAGGAAGCUAUCCCCACACUGACCAAAGUGUCUGCUUCUAGGUGUGCUGAAUGAGUGUCAAUGUAAGGGGCUUAAUCAACUGGGAAUUAUUGUCUUAGAAAAGACUUGGUAAACACCUCUGAGUCACUGUAGAGAUAGUGAUUAACUUGACCAGUCUGACUCUUUUUUUUUUUGUUAAUAAAAGGAAGAAACUAUCCAGGCAGUCUUGAAAUAAGGCUAAUUUGUAGAUAUUCCAUAUAGUUUUUCUUUUAAGUAAUAAUGAGAAUUAAAACAGAAGUACCAAAGACCAAACAUAUAUGAGAAUGGUGAAAGAAAAACAAUUCCUUUUGCUAUUUAAGUAAUUAUUUAUGACUUAAAGGCUUAAUUGUGUUCAAACACCUACAAAUAUUAAUUGUCACUCAGCAUUGGUUUUCCUAAUUCUCCCAAGAAUGGAAAGCUUUUCCUUUUAGAUUGGUAUUGAAAAGCUUUAAGCAUCUUUUAGCACAUCGUAGAAAAAAAAAAGAAAUUUCCCCCAGUCUCUUGUUUCCAAGUCAAAUAUUUCUGAUUUCCUAAAGUUGAGGAUGGAAAAGAUUCCUCAUUCAUAAGUAAAACACUGAACACUUUUCUCAUUUAAGCCUGCCUGAGUUAUUCUCCAGAACUUUCAGAAGAUUUUUAUUAACCUGGUGUAAAACCUGGCAGCCAAGGUAAGGAAAAGUAGAAUAAUGUUUGUUCUCUGAUUGCCUGCCAGCCCCAGUGGGAAAUGGUCUCUUUCUCCUUUGAACUCCCAAGGCACCUCACUGUAAACUUUCACGCUCUACCCUUGUAUUUAUAUUUAUUUGUGAACUUGUCUUAGUUUCCCAGCUGGACUCUGUAUUCCAUGAAGGCAGGGAAGGCUUUGCAUCUUAUCCUUUAUAUUUCCUGCAGAGCAUAGCAUGAGGCCCUGGGCAUACUAAGUGCUCAAUAAAUACUUGUUGUUUGGCAAAUAUGAUUAUAUUAUUGGCUUUUAGUGCAACUAUUUUAAUGUCACCUGCCCUCUCUUUCUUCCUGUUGUGAGCACCCGUUAAGUGCAGUUCCAAUGGUGUUCAAAACUACCAGUGCCUUGGACCCUGGGGCAUGUAAUACUUGGUGGGGAGGGGAGUACUAGUUAUAAAAAUCAGAAGUACAGACAAGGACAUAACAAAACAAACAGAUCUUUAUGUAUUGGCAAGAUUGCAUAAAAGCAUUCCUGAAUUAAGAAUACUUAACUAUAAUAAUGGAGGUUGCCUAAUGCUCUAAGGAGUACCUCAGGGGCUUGCAUUAAGAGAGCCUCCUGGUGCAACACUUGACAUUGAGGCAUUUUACUGCACAGAAGAGGUUCAAAAUACAACCAUUAAAGCUGUUAUUCAAAAUAUAUUUUGCAAGGGAAAGAUUAGUCAUGCCCUCCUCCGAACUUCAUCUGAUGUUGCUUUAAGUUAGCUUUGCACAGUGUUAGGUGAGAUUUUUCAAAUAAAUAGCUUUCUUCCCUGUUGUUCUUACUCCCUAAAUCCUGUCUUCCCCAAGUCUGCAUUGUCUUCGAUUUAAGCUGAGUUAUGUAUUUUGUUUACAUAUUACAUAUAUCUAAGUUUAUUAAUCCUUUUAAGGAGGAAUAAGUGUUAAGGUUCAUGUGUUUUUUUAAAGGAAAUUUUAAGUGCUGGGGCCUAACACUUAGAGUUGAACUUAGUUAUUAGUAAAGGGCUAGAUUAUUUGAAGAGGGGGGGGAAGACUUUUCCUCUUCUAAGAGCCUAAGUUGAGUUAAACUGUGGGUUCUUUAGAAACCUAUAUGUUUAGAAGAAAGUAGGGGUUGGUUGGGUUUUUUUUUUUAGAAGCAGGCAAAGACUGUUAUCAUGAGUGGUGACAUUUAAAGCUAGUGUGGUGGCUAACGAGUUCUAUUUUAGGAGUUGUUUAGAAAAUACUGUUGCUUUGGGUUCUUCAAGUCACUCCAGCUUCCAAUCCUAUUAUUUUAAGACUUUGGUGUAUUUGGCCACUUGUGAUAGGGGAGGCGGCAGGGUGGUUUAGAGAAGAAAGUGAUGGAUUUGGAGCCAAGAGGCCUAGGUUUAAGUCCUGGCUCCAAUACUUUGUGACCCUGGGCUAAUCACAUCAACUCUUGAAGCCUCAGUGUCUACAACUGUAAAAUGGAGAUGAUAAUAUUUUACUCUAAAUACCUCUUAGAGUUGUGGUAGGGAAGGCAUUCUGUAAACCAUAGGCUACUACAACAAACUCACCAUAUUUCAAAGAUGUCAUUUCAUCAGUGAGAAUACUUUAUCCACCAAUGCCAGUCGUAAGCUCUCCACAGCUUAGAGCUGCUUGAGCCCCAAAAUGAAUCCCUCUGUGGCCAGCCUAGUGUUAAGCUGCUCUGAACCUUGCUAGGCUAGUCCUUAGACAAGAGACCAAACAUUCCACCAUCAGACCCAUCCUUGAAGCUUUCCAGGCUUGAUGUAAAUAAUUGUUAACAGUUGGUUGAUAAAACAUUAUCUAUAGUUUAUAAAUAGCAGUUCUUCAUAUUAGUAUGCUAAUCUUAAAAUAGCAAUGUGUGAUUUCAGUGUUGUAUCUCAACUUUUUAGAAGUAGUUAUUAUGAUAGGACAAACAAGGCCAGGUUUAGCAUUCAUCUGUAGUUUGGAUGGUCUUUGUUUGCUUGUUUUCUUAAAAAUGCAUCUGUUUGUUAGAGAAAACAUUUAUUUCCUUAUUACCUCAGUACUUGAAGAGCAGAGUGGGGAAUAGCAUUCAUUAUGUAGCAUUUCUUCUGGAGAAAUAAGUAAGUGGGAUGGACUGUCAGCCAAACAAUGACUCUCUUGGUCAAACCACUAAAAAGAUAGCAGGAUAUUGUUAGGCACUGCAGAAAAGGAAGGAGAAUAUCAUUCUCUUAUCCAACUGGCUUUAAGUAUUCCCUCAACUUUGAGACUGAGUUUCAUAGAUAUGCCUUCCCAGAUAUGAAGGUCAUGGGAUUAUAGACUUAGAGAGGGAAGGAACCCUAGCAAGCUAUCAAGUCCAACCCUGGUACUUCACAGAUGAGGUGAUUGAAACAAAAGAAGUCAUGUGGCUUGCCCAGGGCCAUACUGCUACUAAAUGAGAGGCAGGAUUUUAAGUAGGGUCUUCCUAAAUUCAACUCCCAGUGCCCUGUCCACUCAAACUCAGAGAGAAAUAGGGGUCACAUAUAUAAGGAUCCCAGUGAGCCAUAUAUAGACUUAAAAAAUCACAUAUUAACAUUAUCUGUGUUCUAUUUUAUUUUUAUUUAUUUCAUUAAACAUUUCCCAGUUAUAUAUUAAUUUGGUUCAGGCUGCACCCAGGAGUGUUGCGGGCUGCAUUUCCACAUGUUUGACACCCCUGCAGUAUACCAUGCUGCAUCUCUCAUCAUCCUACAUCCUGCCUAUUAUAUCUCCCUUUAUUGGGAUUGCACUGGAAAGGAAGAGGGACAGCCAUAGCAUGGUGAAUAGAGUUCUGACCUUAGAAUCAGUUAGACCUAGUUUCGGGUUCUGCUGCUGACAGACCCUGUCUGGGCAAGUCAUUGUAUCUCUCCAUGCCCCAGGCUACUCGGAGACUAGAAGUUGCCAGGUAAGUGCUGACCUGUGCUGGUGGACAAAGGGCAGUCCCUCCAAAAUACUUAGAGCAUCUAUCCUGUAGGAUUGUUGUGAGGUUCUAAUGAGUACCAUAAAUGUUUUUCAAACUUUAAAGUGCUAUAGAAAUGUCACUUGUUAUUAAGGCAGAAUCCUUCUACAACACCUUAAUGUCCCCCUGUAGAUAUGUCAGUGUCACUGCUCCAAGCAGCCUUGCUCCACAUUUUUUUAAGGGCUGUAUGAACUAGAAGGGCCCACUCUUCAGAAUAGUGCUAUUACAAUAUUCUUACUAUUCUCCUGGAAGCAGGAGAAUCAAUUGGUCUAGGCCUUUUAAAGGUUUACAUGUUAUAUGAUCAUCAGCAUUUCGAACUAGAAGGGACCUUAAACGAGCUAGUCUAACUCCCUCCUUUUACAUUUGGGGAAGCUGAAGCUCAGAGAGGUGAACCAACCUGGCCACAACCACGUAGAUGGUAAACAGCAUAGCCAGAAUUAUACCUCUGGUCCUUUAAAUCUGAAUCUACUAGUCCCCACUAUACCAGUGCCCACCAUCUUAGGUUGUUUUUAUUCUUUGUGGCAGUGACUUUUUGCCUUAGAUUUUAAUAUAACUUCUUUGUGUAGGAGCUAAAAUAUGAGAAUCAGAUUCAUUUUCUUUAAAUUUCAAACCUUAAUUUUUUCCAUUCAUCUUGGUUUUGAGUUUUCCUGAUUGCUAUAAUUGUCUAUUCAUCCAUCAGUUUUUAUAAAGCCAGUUUCAUUUUGACCUCUGUACACCUGGCCAUACCCCUUGCUUUACACCAGUAAGGCUCAUGUUCUGAAGUCUUUUUUUUAAGUAUGUGUAAAAUAAUAUGCUUUUUAAUUGUGCUGUUCUUAUUCUCUAUUUGAUAAAUAUCAUCAAAUAUAAACAUUUCUAUAUACCCAAGAACAGAAAGAAUUGAACAUGAAACCAAUCAAUCAAUAAUCAAUCAACAAA
Molecule: messenger RNA, 6581 nt
Organism: Vombatus ursinus (common wombat)
Lineage: Eukaryota; Metazoa; Chordata; Mammalia; Diprotodontia; Vombatidae
Gene: XIAP
Product: X-linked inhibitor of apoptosis
Exons: 7
Coding region: 129-1625 (498 amino acids)
Cellular component (GO): nucleus; cytoplasm
Source: RefSeq, a predicted model, not a curated record